UUCGAAUUCCCAUUUCUCAGCUACCGGAAAAGAAAGAAAGAAAAAGAUGCCGUCGGAUGCCAGCGAUCAACGGCGACCAGCGAAGCUGGGCGCCCCCCCGCCGCCGGAGCCAGAGCAUCUCCGGUGCCCGCGCUGUAACUCCACCAACACCAAAUUCUGCUACUACAACAACUACAACUUCUCCCAGCCCCGUCACUUCUGCAAGGCCUGCCGCCGCUACUGGACCCACGGCGGCACCCUCCGCGACAUCCCCGUCGGCGGGGGCAGCCGGAAGAACGCGAAACGCUCCCGCACCGUCCCGUGUUCGAGUCCCGGCAGUGUGAUUACCGGAGCUCACUCCUUCUCCUCCGGCGGCGCCCACGAGUUCCGCCGCAUCCACGCCACCUCCGCCGCUCCGGGACCGUUCCUCUUCCCGGUGCAGGGGAUUGAGCAGGGCCCGCCGAUGCUGAACUUGUGUGGGAGCUUCACGUCGUUGCUGAACACGCAUGGGCCUGGUGGGCUUUUGGGGCUGGGUGGGUUUGGGGUUGGGCCGGGGAUGGAGGAAGUUGGGUAUGGGAUCGGGAGGGCGAUGUGGCCCUUUCCGGGAGUUGCGGAGGGCGGAGCGGCAGCCGUGUUGGGCGGUGGUACUUGGCAGCAGCUCGGCGGCGGAGAGAUUGGUGGCGAUACUUUCGGGUUUCCGGAUCUUGCAAUUUCUGCUCAGGGAAAUGUUAUGAAAUAAAGUUGAAUUGUUCGUAGGUCAAUCAGUCGGGUCUGCUUAAUGUCAUCCGAUCAAAACUCUUUAAUUUCUUCAUAGGUUAUUUAGUAAUGGUUCAAACUUCAAAUGUUAAAUUAGGUCUUGUAAAUCUUAAACCUCUCGGAAUUGUUGUAUCUUUAGAGUAACUCCUCUCGCUAAUCGGAGUUUUGCUUUUAACGGUUAUCAU
Cuscuta epithymum is the source of this 920-nucleotide messenger RNA. Lineage: Eukaryota; Viridiplantae; Streptophyta; Magnoliopsida; Solanales; Convolvulaceae. The record is from the annotation of a GenBank genome assembly.